CCCAUGGACGCGUUACCUCCCAGCUCUACUACGCAGCCUGCUGCAUCCGAGGUGCUUCGUGCUCCCGGACGGCGUUACUCGAAAAAAAAAGCUCCCGGACGGCGAAGGGAUGCAAGCCGAGGAAGACGCCGAGUUCGUGGGUGCGCGGGUGGAGGCCGGCCUCCGCGCCGCCCGCUUCUCCUCGCCGCCGUCGUCGGAGGAGUUCGCAGCCUCCAUCGAGCCCAAGAACGUCCCCGCCGUAUUCCACGACGUGCUUAAUGGGUCAGCCGCCUCCUCUCGGUGGGAUCCUCUCCAUGGUGGCCUCGACUACUUGCUGGAGAAGGUGGGACCUGAUGUUGCUGUGGAAGCCAUGAUGUCGAGCACUGGGCACGUGUUCUACGGGGAUCUCAGAAGUCAUGAGAGGGUUUCUAUCCCAUUCUCCACAUUCAUGCACUCCUGCAAAUCUUACCUGGGGCAUCUGAAUGCUGCUGGUGAUUCAUCCAAAGAUAAGGCGAUUGAGGAGGAGCCAACUUGUUCAGAGGAAAUGUGCUCAGCUAUCUCGGAGAAUUCUGAGCAACUCUAUUUAGCGCAGGUGUCAAUCCUCAACACUGAGAACAAAGAGAGAUGCUCGUUAGAAGUUUUAAAAGUGGACAUUCAGGAGCCUAUAUUUCUGAAAGGAAAACCAUUUUCAUCAAUAAACUUCUGGAUGAGUAGGGCUCACAUGAGAUCAAGUACCCAUUAUGAUCCUCACCAUAACCUUCUCUGCGUGGUUGCUGGAUGCAAGAAAGUAACUUUGUGGUCUCCCUCCGCAUCCCCAUUUUUGUAUCCAAUGCCUGUAUACGGGGAGGCCUCCAACCAUAGCUGUGUCAGUAUUGAGGAACCAGACUAUUCAAGCUACACAAGAGCAAAGUACAUGAAGGAGUAUUCUGAAAGGGUUGUCCUAAAUUGUGGCGAUGCUCUUUUCAUACCAGAAGGAUGGUAUCACCAAGUAGACAGUGAUGAUUUGACCAUAGCAAUUAAUUUUUGGUGGAAGUCAAGAAUAAUGACUGAAAUGUUAGAGCAUAUGGAUGCCUACUAUCUACGCCGAAUUUUAAGGAGAUUGGUGGAUACAGAGAUGGACAAAAUAGCGCAGAAAAAUUCCUUCAGUCAUGCGAAAGAAAACAACGGUUUUCAGCCUACAGACAAAGCAUUGAGAGCAGGCUCUGAGCAAUUCAAUUUGCACAACGAGGUUAAAAGUCAUGAUACGUCUGACAAGAAAGGCGCAACUGAUACAUCUGACAAGAAAGGUGCACCAUUGCAAUCUUUGGAACCCAGCACCCUACAAGCGCUUUAUGAACUCAUGUCACUGGUUCAUGACAGUGUUGAAGCGGUUGACCAAAAUAACAUAGCAGAAUCUGCAUCUCAGGAUACAUCUUCCAGCCAAAGCAUUGAAAGAAAGAAGAUUGCUGCAGAUGAUUCAUCUCUCUUGGAGAAAGACCCUGUUGCAAAAAUCAUUUUGCCAGUUGAACCACUCGAGUUGCGGAGUAUGCUACUAGCAAUGGUGCAUACUUUCCCGAGGACAUUAGAAGGUUUAGUCCUCAACAUACUUGGACCUACAGGAGCAGAGAUACUGACUAGGAAGUUUGAUGAGAUGGAUCAACAAACCACAACAGAAGAACAGGCUAAGUUCUACAAGACAUUCUACACUGCGUUUGAUGACCAAUAUGCUGCAAUGGACGCACUUCUUAAUAGGAAGGAACUGUUUUCUUUCCAGGUGUUCCAGAGUGUCCUUGACCAAUAUCUGAGGGUGCAUGUUGAUCGGCCUAGCUAACGUGUUACGGACGAAUGCAUGGAUUGGAGGAUAGAUCAUGGAUCCGGUGUGCAGCCCUGGUGCCUAGAGUUGCGUUGUCAAAUCGAAGCUUGCUGUGGGUUCGGAAUUUACUUUUUGAAAGGGAUAUGAGGAUUCGUUCGAGCUGCUAACCGGACUAGUGCAACAUGAGAAUCAUCAGUAGUGUCACUAUCAACACUGUCAAUGCUUUGUCGAUUGAAUUAUUUUGAGGUUUAUCGUUCUGAUUUUUAAUGAUUUAGAUGUAUUAGUUGGUACAGUACUUCCAGUGACUUGGUCCACGAAGCAUUCAGAAAAAUGCCACUCUGAAGCUUGCUGGUCACUAGUCACACAUCCUGUUUCCGGCAGCUUGGUACGCCAUAGCCGCAUCACAUUCAUCAGAGAUAAAAGUGUAAACUGAGAGGCAUGCAAGCCUGCAAGACAUUCUCCUUUGUUGUGUAUAUAGCAGGUACAAUAGUGGGAGGGUAUGUCCCAUGUUCUCUUGUGUGCAGGUGAA
This is a messenger RNA of Triticum aestivum (bread wheat), 2300 nucleotides long. RefSeq lists its product as uncharacterized. The transcript is spliced from 15 exons. The record is from RefSeq and is a predicted model, not a curated record. The coding region runs from base 110 to 1789 and encodes 559 amino acids. Lineage: Eukaryota; Viridiplantae; Streptophyta; Magnoliopsida; Poales; Poaceae.